AUGAAGGUCUGCGUGGUGCAACCACACAUCAUCUUCUGGUCGAAAAGUGAAAACUUGAAGCACAUUCGCUCUUUGAUUGAUUCUGUAGAAACCCAAAUUGACUUGUUUGUGCUUCCAGAGACUUUUAAUACUGGAUUUCAUCCCGAUGCGAAGUUGAUAGGAGAAGAGGAAGAGGGCGGAGAAACCCUUGAGUGGAUGAAGGACAUUGCUAUUAAGAAACGGUGUGCAAUUACUGGCUCUAUUGCUGUGAGAGUAGGCGAGGGUUUUAAAAACAGAAUGUACUUUGUAUACCCCAAUGGCACUUAUUUGUACUAUGACAAGAAACAUUUAUACACGAUGGGUAAUGAAGAUGACAAUUACAAGAGUGGAUCAAGUCGAGUGAUUAUAGAGUACAACGGGUGGAAGUUUUUAUUAGCAAUUUGUUAUGACGUUCGCUUCCCAGUCUUUUUGCGAAACAAAGAAAGCGAUUUGUAUGACGUUUUGAUAGUUGUUGGGUGUUGGAGUGCAAGAAACCGCACGCAUUGGAAAACACUUACAAAAGCAAGAGCAAUUGAAAAUCAGUGUUUUGUAUUGGCUUCAAAUUGUUGGGGUGUGUAUGGAGACGCAAGAAGUUCUGGUGAGUCUAACGAUGACUUGAUAUUCUUAGGAGAAAGUCGAAUAUAUGAUCCAUAUGGUACAGCCGUUUGUAAAGGGAAAGAAAGUGAAGAUCAAUGUCUGUGCUACAUUUUGAAAAAGGAAGAAAUUGAAAAAAGAAGAAUGACCUUUCCUGUCCUUAAAGAUGAAGAUCAAUUUCGAAUUAUUGGUGUUUAUCGUUACAUAAUACCUUAUAUCAAUAUAAUAUAA
Entamoeba invadens IP1 is the source of this 843-nucleotide messenger RNA. RefSeq lists its product as hypothetical. The transcript has a single exon. NCBI's taxonomy places the organism in Eukaryota, Evosea, Mastigamoebida, Endamoebidae. The coding region runs from base 1 to 843 and encodes 280 amino acids. Gene Ontology annotation, molecular function: omega-amidase activity; 2-oxoglutaramate amidase activity. The record is from RefSeq and is a predicted model, not a curated record.